AUGGUCGUCGUUGAUUUAGUCAAGCGACUUGAGACUUGGACCAUCAACCCACAGUCCGAUUCCCCUCUCUUUAAAAAGCUGCCACCGGAGCUGCGCCUCAGCAUUUUCACCUUGGCGCUGGCUCAAGAUUGGAAGGAGCUUGGAAAUGGUGUAACCUUGCAUGGCGACUACGACUUUCGACUGCGCUAUGAUCACGACGGCGAUCCUGACGAGGAUAUUCGAGAUGAGCUAGAGAAUGGAAGGGACGACUAUUGCCUCUUCAACAGCGGUCAUCGACGCCCUACCAACGGACACAUGUGCUUUCCCGAAGCCACCGGGGGCGUUAUUUGGUUUAAACCAUACCUCUCUCCCAAGCUGCUGGCCACUUGCCGUCGCGCAUUUGCCGAGGGACACAAGCUCAUCUACGAAGCAGAACGCUGGCACAAAGGGCACUAUGCGUCACCUCCAAGCUUGCCCCGGCGGCUGGAUCCGAGCUACUCUGGCUAUGAUGCGUCAACCGAGAAUGGCUAUGGAUUUUAUCAUACGUGCCCCACGGGAUAUUGGAGCCGACAAAGAGCGCAGUGGGAGCAUUCGUUUAAGAGAAUCCGUAUGGCCCAUGGACUCCACCAAUAUUAUGAAUUCCUUCGCAGAACUUCCUAUCCAUGUUACUGGAGUAAGGAUGGUUUUAACAGCAAAUAUUUCCAGCUGAGUAAGACGCAGCACCUGCGCAUCUCACCGGAAAACCAGCAGGCCUGGGACGGCAGCAACAUGGGGUUUGCCAGUGACUUUUACGGGAAAACAUGGUGCCCGCUGCUCAAGCGAACCAAUUCUGAAUUUAUCGACUAUAACCCGCUCCGCAAUGUGAUUACGAUGGGGAAGAAACUUUUGAAGUCCCAAGAGCAACAAAAACAGCAACAAAAACAGCAGCAGCAACAGCAAGGAGAUCGUCAAGAACAGAUCAAGUCCGCCCCGGAUCGCCCGGAAUGGAUCACCCCACACCCUGAGGGACUGACCUGCAGCUACCCCGUCGGCUCGUGGGCGCGCGAGUUUGUCAAUAUGCCACACAUCCGUACCCUCACCAUGGAUUUCCACUGCGACCAGACCCAGCGCAUUCCAUAUGAAGCCUGGAUAGAGGAGGUGGUCAUCAAAACAUGGCGCUUCCCCCUAAACCCGAAGCACCACCCGGGCUACCAUUACCUUUCUGCCGAAGGCAACCCCGUCCGGAAGCUAUCCUGGCGCGGCGCCGAAGGUCAUACAGAAAAUAAAUGCACCGAAUGUGCAGCAGAACGAGUGCUAUGCCACGACGACGCGGAUUGGUGCCAGUCGUAUAAAGUGGUAGAAGAACGGACUCUUAUUGGACGUGGGUUGCGCAUGUACACUUGGACGGUCACCUGGACACGCAGAAAGUACGACGGGCCCGAGGUUUACCCAUACAAUGGAUGCGUGGAGGUUGCCGAUGACGACUAUCAGGACGAAGGGGAUUCGGAUAUGGACAGCGAGGACGAGGCAAAGUGGCAGUUCUAUACCGAUUGGUGUGGCAACGAAUGGAGACCUCCGGCUGAAGUGGACUCGGAUGUGGAUAGUGAGGAAAAGGCGAAGUGGGAAUACUUUGCCAGUCUUAUGGGCAUUGGAGGGAGCUAA
Messenger RNA from Pyricularia grisea, 1620 nucleotides. RefSeq lists its product as uncharacterized. The coding region runs from base 1 to 1620 and encodes 539 amino acids. Lineage: Eukaryota; Fungi; Ascomycota; Sordariomycetes; Magnaporthales; Pyriculariaceae. The record is from RefSeq and is a predicted model, not a curated record. The transcript has 2 exons.